Polyodon spathula (Mississippi paddlefish) is the source of this 3434-nucleotide messenger RNA. RefSeq names its product protocadherin-8-like. Gene Ontology annotation, biological process: homophilic cell-cell adhesion. The record is from RefSeq and is a predicted model, not a curated record. The coding region runs from base 1 to 3009 and encodes 1002 amino acids. Gene Ontology annotation, cellular component: plasma membrane. Gene Ontology annotation, molecular function: calcium ion binding. Lineage: Eukaryota; Metazoa; Chordata; Actinopteri; Acipenseriformes; Polyodontidae. The transcript has 3 exons.
AUGGGUUCAAAGAAGCUUCGAGACAUGUUCCGUGUCUCGCGUAAAUGGGCGCUCGGGUGCUAUUUUAUUAACUUCUUGUUUUUCUUACCAACUAUUUCCGAAGCCAAGACCGUGAAAUACCAGACCUAUGAAGAAGAGAAGCCGGAAACAGUUAUCGGACACCUAGCUGAAGACCUGCAGUUAAGUCCAACACAGGGCGGCCUGACCAGCUUUCGAAUGAUGAAACAAUUCAACACAUCUUUCAUUAAACUGAGAGAAAGCGAUGGACAGCUGACGAUUGGAGAGCAGAUUGACAGAGAACUCAUCUGCAGGAAGUCUCUGCAGUGUCUCAUUGCUUUCGACGUUGUAAGCUUUUCCAAGGAGCAGUUCAAACUAAUCCAUGUUGAGGUGGAAGUAAAAGACAUUAACGACAACUCACCCGAGUUCCCCCAUCUGGAAACCUCACUUGACCUUUCGGAGAGUGCAACGAUAGGUACCCGAAUUCCAUUAGAAGUUGCUGUCGAUGAAGACGUAGGCUCAAACUAUAUUCAGAGCUACCAGAUUUCGGUAAACAGUCAUUUCACUAUCGAGGUCUUGAGCAGAGCAGAUGGAGUUAAAUAUGCCGAGCUAGUUCUAUUGAAAGAACUUGACCGGGAAACCCAGCCAUCACAUGUACUGGAACUUGUAGCCAAAGACGGAGGGAGCCCAUCACGAUCAGGUACCACCAACAUAAAUAUUAAAGUAAAGGACUUCAAUGACAAUAGUCCUGUCUUUGAUCAGAGCUCAUUCUCUGUGGAGCUCAGUGAAGAUGCUCCAGUUGGGUUUCUCUUACUAGACUUAAACGCAGUGGAUGCAGACGAAGGGUUAAAUGGUGAAGUUGUUUAUGGAUUUGGCAAUCAAGUAACAUCAGAAAUCCAACAGCUGUUUAAAGUGGACCGCAAGUCAGGUCUUUUAACACUCGAACACCCAGUCGACUUCGAGACCAAGAAAACAUAUGAACUUGACAUGCAAGCUUACGACUUGGGUCCCAACCCCACCCCUACAAUCUGUAAAAUCAUUAUCCACAUACAAGACGUGAACGACAAUGCUCCUGAAAUUAGUAUUACUCCCAUGACAUCAAUUAGUGCGGGGAUAGCAUACAUCACAGAAGCUGCGGCGAAGGACAGCUUUGUGGCUUUGAUCAGCACCUCGGACAGGGAUUCCGGCGUUAACGGCAAGGUGCACUGUACUCUGUAUGGACACGAUCAUUUUAAAUUGCAGCAAGCUUAUGAAGACAGCUACAUGAUCGUAACCACCACAUCGCUGGACAGAGAAAAGAUAUCUGAAUACAACCUAACUGUGGUUGCUGAAGAUUUGGGUUCACCCCCAUUUAGAACCAUCAAGCAAUACACGAUCAGAGUGAGUGACGAAAAUGACAACGCUCCUCUUUUUAGUAAAACAGUGUAUGAGGUUUCAGUUGUAGAAAACAAUUCUCCCGGUGCCUACAUCACCACCGUAGUAGCAAGGGACCCUGAUCUAGGACACAAUGGCAAAGUAAUGUACAGACUCGUAGACACGGAGAUUAUGGGGUCCCCUGUUUCUACAUUUGUAUCUGUUGACCCAGCAACAGGUUCUAUUUACGCACUAAGAAAUUUGAACUAUGAAGUCGUGAAACAACUUGAACUUCGAAUCCUGGCAAGUGAUGGGGGCUCCCCGCAGCUCCACAGCACCGCUGUCAUCAAUGUGAAAAUCGUAGAUCAGAAUGAUAACGCUCCUUCCAUCAUACACCCGGUUUUAAUAAAUGGGUCGGCCGAGGUACUGGUACCGAGAGAUGCCCCGUCAGGUUACCUGAUAACUAAGAUUAAAGCUAGUGAUGCAGACCAGGGUGUCAACUCCGAACUUACCUACAGAAUCGGGAGAGAACAGCAUGCGGCAUUUUCUAUCAACAAAGUAACUGGUGAAAUCUAUUUAAACCGCGAACUAAGCCAUGAAUAUCGGGAAGUAAUAAAAAUGGCCAUCACUGUGAGUGACAACGGCAGACCAUCACUCUCCUCGACAGCAACUCUUCACUUCACUAUUACAGCAACAGCUCCCCGUACUGGUCAUGUUGUGGUCGCACAGAGCCCCGAAGACACAAAGCUCUUUCACAUGGACAUGUCAGUAAUCGUCAUUAUAGUUUUGGGUGGUAGUUGCACUCUGCUUUUACUUGCCAUCAUCUUAAUUGCAGCAACAUACAAUAGACGCAAGAAGGAGAAGGAAACAACCGGUUUCCAAGGUGAUGUAGACGUGCAGUUUGGUAAUGGGAAAAAAAACUGCGACACGCUCAUCUCCAGCCACAGUGGAAGCGUAUUCGAUAGUCGCCCUUAUUGUAGCAAAUCGUCGUUCUCAAAUUCACAAACUACCGAGAGUGACAUGUGCUCCAGUUCUGAAGAUGGGAGAGAUGCUUCCUGCAUGAAUGAAGCAGAGAACAGGCUGGCAGGUUCCAAUACUGAGUGUUACUCUACUCUUCCUCGUUUCGGCGAGGAGGUUGUGCGGCCGAUUGCGGUCUGGAAAGGCAAUUCUUUCAGCACUAUCUCAGCUCAGGACCCAGGGUUCAGUGGCAAGGACAGCGGGAAGGGAGACAGCGACUUCAAUGAUAGCGACUCGGACAUUAGCGGAGACGGUCAAAAGAAAGUUGUUGUGCCAGGCAACGUGCAAAACGGUCUGUGGGCGUGUACAAGCGAGUGCAAGAUCAUUGGGCACUCAGAUAGGUGCUGGAGCCCCUCCGCAAUGAAAGCCAGUGCGAACAACUCCUCGCAAACGUCACAAAGUCUUUCUUCAUUGACCAAGACAGCUUCGCUUCCACUGGACACUCUGCGAAGAGAAAAUUACUACCAAGCACACUUACCCAAAACAGUGGGACUGCAAAGCGUAUACGAGAAAGUCCUACAUAUAGGCUAUGACUAUGUACUGGUGCCUCCUCCACGACCCGUGAGAAUCCAAGAAAUAAAUGAAACCGCUGUGCCUGUAUACGCACCAGCCACGACAGUGUGCCACGCUAAUAAUGUUUAAUAAUGUUUUUUUGUUUGUUUGUUUAAAAAAUAAAUAAAGUUUAAUUAAUUUAUUAAUUAUUAAAACGUGGAAGUUGCGAUAUAUGCUUUGAGAAAUUGCUAAGCACAUUAUUUAAUUAUCAGUUUUGUUUAAUACCAGCGUAAGUCUUUAUUGAUUGUAUUCAGUCACCUGUAUGACUUUUGUUAAAACAUGCUGUGUAUAUUAUACAAGGUAUUGUACAUAUAGAGUAUAUAUUUUUGUAAGAAAAGAUUGAAACCAUAAGCUGUCAUAUCUGCGGUUUUACUAUUAUGAGAACUUCAAGAUAUCUGAGGUGAUGAUGGGAGGCGGUCUGUUGUAAUCGUUGAGACUGGAAUCUCACAGGGCAGAAUAAACACUAGGACCCGUACAGAGGCACCCAGCCUGCAGUAUACGGGCCGUGACGCGGA